Molecule: messenger RNA, 2010 nt
Organism: Arabidopsis thaliana (thale cress)
Lineage: Eukaryota; Viridiplantae; Streptophyta; Magnoliopsida; Brassicales; Brassicaceae
Product: UDP-Glycosyltransferase superfamily protein
Exons: 2
Coding region: 1-864 (287 amino acids)
Source: RefSeq, marked reviewed
AUGGGAAGUAUUGAGGGUCAAGAAACACACGUUCUAAUGGUAGCAUUACCGUUCCAAGGUCACCUAAAUCCAAUGCUCAAAUUCGCCAAACAUCUCGCACGAACCAACCUACACUUCACUCUCGCCACCAUUGAAUCAGCCCGUGACCUCCUCUCAUCCACCGAUGAACCCCAUAGCCUGGUGGAUCUUGUGUUCUUCUCUGAUGGUCUGCCUAAAGACGAUCCAAGAGACCACGAACCUCUCACAGAGUCAUUGAGAAAAGUCGGAGCCAAUAACUUUUCGAAAAUAAUCGAAGGAAAGAGAUUUGAUUGCAUCAUCUCUGUGCCUUUUACUCCAUGGGUUCCAGCUGUUGCAGCUGCUCAUAACAUUCCUUGUGCAAUCCUCUGGAUUGAAGCUUGUGCAGGUUUCUCAGUUUAUUACCGUUACUACAUGAAGACAAACUCUUUCCCCGAUCUCGAAGAUCCUAAUCAAAAAGUGGAGUUACCAGGCUUACCGUUUUUAGAAGUCCGAGAUCUCCCGACAUUGAUGUUACCUUCUCACGGUGCUAUCUUCAAUACACUAAUGGCGGAAUUCGUCGAAUGCUUGAAAGAUGUUAAAUGGGUUUUGGCUAAUUCAUUUUAUGAACUCGAAUCGGUUAUAAUUGAAUCGAUGUUUGAUUUAAAACCUAUUAUCCCAAUUGGUCCUCUUGUUUCUCCAUUUCUUUUGGGAGCUGAUGAGGACAAAAUCUUAGAUGGGAAAAGCCUAGAUAUGUGGAAAGCUGAUGAUUAUUGUAUGGAGUGGCUUGACAAACAAGUUAGGUCUUCAGUUUUUACAUAUCUUUCGGAAGCAUACUCAAAUCAUCAGAGAAUCAAGUCGAGACCAUAGCGACAGCAUUAAAAAACAGAGGAGUUCCAUUUCUAUGGGUGAUACGGCCAAAGGAGAAGGCCGAAAACGUUGACGUUUUGGAAGAUAUGGUUGAAGAAGGUCAAGGAGUUGUUAUUGAAUGGGGUCAACAAGAGAAGAUACUAUGCCAUAUGGCGAUCUCUUGUUUUGUCACUCAUUGUGGAUGGAACUCGACGAUCGAGACGGUGGUGAGUGGUGUUCCGAUGGUGGCGUAUCCGACUUGGUUUGAUCAGCCGCUUGACGCGAGAUUGCUUGUUGAUGUGUUUGGAAUCGGAGUACGGAUGAAGAACGAUGUCGUCGAUGGAGAGCUUAAGGUUGCUGAGGUGGAGAGAUGCAUUGACGCCGUGACAAAGGGUACCGACGCUGCGGAUAUGAGGAGGAGAGCGGCGGAGUUGAAGCAAGCGACGAGAUCGGCGAUGGCGCCUGGUGGAUCCCUCGCUCGUAAUUUGGACUUGUUCAUCAACGACAUCAAAAUCGUUAAAAAUGAUGUAAUUUUAACACCAAAAUAGUGUUUAGCCUUCGAAAUACCCUAUAGACGGACUGUGAUUAUCUAUUAACCGGAAAUAACCGGAUAUUAAAUUUUGAAAUUGAACCAGAUACUGCUAGAAACUUCACAUUUCGAAAAAAUUAUAAUUUUACACACAAUUGCGAAAGAUUUCAUCAUCUUGCAUCAGAGAUCUUCAACUGCGAAAAAACUCGAGUCUCCGAUGAAUCUGUAAAUCCAAAUCUGUUCUUCGAUUCAUCACCAUUCUGAAAUAUCGAGUUCGUACUAAACGAAUCACUCACCAUCAACCUCGGAGCAACCAACGAACCACCGGAAUUAAUCGCCGUACUAUCUUCUUCAUGAGCCUCUCGACGAUUCGUCAUCAUCUGUAGCUGAAGAACAUACUCAAGAUCCCAAAUCACAUCCCUCAUACUCGAACAUCACCCAUUCCGAUAGAUUCACUUCUUCGUGAGGAAGAUAAGGAUCUAUAGCUGGUCUCGCGAACAGUACCUCGAGGAGGACGACUCCGAAUGCGUAAACAUCUGAUUUCUCUGUUAAUUUAUGUGUUUGGAGAUAUUCUGGAUCCAAGUAACCGAAUGUUCCUUUGAUGUUUAUGCUGAUAUUGCUUUCAUCUUGAUUAUGAA